This is a messenger RNA of Juglans microcarpa x Juglans regia, 495 nucleotides long. Its product is annotated as mitochondrial pyruvate carrier 4-like. Gene Ontology annotation, cellular component: mitochondrial inner membrane. The record is from RefSeq and is a predicted model, not a curated record. NCBI's taxonomy places the organism in Eukaryota, Viridiplantae, Streptophyta, Magnoliopsida, Fagales, Juglandaceae. Gene Ontology annotation, biological process: pyruvate import into mitochondria. Bases 96 to 380 code for a protein of 94 amino acids. The transcript has 4 exons.
UCAGAGUUUAGAGUGCCACAUUCUUCUCGAAUCACCCCUUUCUAUUUUACUAAACCAAAUUAGUGAUCCUCAAGCGGCAGGGAGUCCUAUCCUCCAUGGCAGCUUCCAAGCUACAGGCUUUCUGGAACCACCCAGCUGGCCCCAAAACCAUUCACUUUUGGGCUCCAACUGCUAAAUGGGUGAUCAGCAUAGCAAACAUUGCUGACUUCUCAAAGCCACCUGAAAUCAUAUCUAAUCCUCAGCAAACAGUGGUUACAUUCACCGGACUUAUUUGGUCACGCUACAGCUUGGUGAUUACGCCGAAGAACUGGAAUCUUUUCAGUGUUAACAUCACGAUGGCUGGGACAGGAUUGUAUCAGAGAGCGCGCAAACUUAAGUAAGUUGGAAGCUUGAAUCAAACCCUAGUAAUAAUUUGAGGUCUGAGUCUGAGUCUGCCUGUUUUUAACAGCUCUGGCUUUCCUCUUGGUUGAAACAUAAAUGAGCUCGCUGCUGCAA